Molecule: messenger RNA, 1807 nt
Organism: Salvelinus sp. IW2-2015
Lineage: Eukaryota; Metazoa; Chordata; Actinopteri; Salmoniformes; Salmonidae
Source: RefSeq, a predicted model, not a curated record
AUGGAUGUCAUCACUGGUGAAGAGGGAGGGUGUGUCACCGUUCGAGCAGUGGUCACGCGUCAACGGAACCCGAGGAAAGAAACGUCAGCAUCACCAUGCCAGGAACACAUGGCCAUUGACGUCUGCCCCGGCCCCAUCCGACCUAUCAGAAAAUCUCCGCCUACUUCCCCGGCCUUGUCCCCCACCUCUGAGCCCCUCUCCCCCAAACCCACUGGCUUCCCCAUGGUCUCAGUCCUGGCGGCCGCGGCCAGCGGGAUGGGGGGUGGCGGUAGGGGAGGACUCUUGACGCCAUUGCGCCGGGGGGCGAUGGGAGGGGGCGGGGUCUUUGUCGUUACAGAGACAGCAGGCGAAUCUGUGGAGAUCAACAGUUCUGAUAGUGACGACUGCACCGCUUUGGGAACACUGGAGUUUGAUUUGCGGUACGAGCGAGCCUCCAGUCAGCUACACUGCACUAUCCUCAGGGCCAAGGUGACCUCACAGAUACCGUUCACUCACUUCCUAUCUCCAUAUUCGCGUUUGUCAUUGAGGGAGGGUACGUGUAGGGCUAACAAGCUGAAGACAAAGAUAGUGCGGAAUACUCUGAAUCCGGUGUGGAAUGAAAUGCUCACCUAUGUUGGGAUCACAGAGGAGGACAUGCAUAGAAAGACACUCAGGUUGUCAGUGUGUGAUGAGGAUAAGUUGACUCAUAAUGAGUUCAUCGGGGAGUCUCGGGUUCCCCUGAAGCGCGUCAAGCCAGACCAGACCAAACACUUCCACACCUGUCUGGAACACCCACCCCCACUCCCCUCUCCAACCACCAUGGGGACAACCCUCCGAGGGAUCUCCUGCUACUUAAGAGAGAACUUCAGAACAGUGGAGAACGAGCAGCUCCACAGUCUGGAGGAGAGGGGCCGGGUGCUCCUUCUCCCUGCAUUCCUCUCCCCGCUAGACGAGGGCGAGGAGGAGGAGGGGGGGCGGAGAAGGAAGGGGUUGUGUGUCGGGGUGCAGCGCUGCGCUCACCUGCCCGCGCAUGGACGCACGGCUUUCUCAGACCCUAACGUCAAAACAUAUCUGAAGCCCGACACACAGAAGAAAUCCAAACACAAAACGGCUGUGAUUAAAAAGACCCUUAACCCUGAAUUCAAUGAGGAGUUCUUUUAUGAGAUCUCCAUGUCAGAGCUGUCCAAUAAGACUCUGGAGGUCACUGUCUGGGACUACGACUUGGGACGCUCCAAUGACUUCAUAGGUGGAGUGUGCCUGAGCUGUCACUCACAGGGAGACCCCCUCCGCCAUUGGAUGGACUGCCUUAAGAACAAGGGUCAGAGGGUGGAGCGCUGGCACAUACUGACCAAUGAGCUCCCAAGAUCCGUGAGUCAUGAGUAAGGCCACACAUCUCCUAAGACACAAGGCUCAGUCCCAAUUCUUCACCCUUCUCCCUAUGUUGCACACUUCCAGUCUUAAAAUAUGUCAACGGUGGAUACUCCCUCAAGGCAGGUGUGGAGAAUCGGGAUACAGAUCAAAUCAUCCCUCUAGCCCCCUACCACCUAGGAAUUCCUAGAGAUCUGAGAGGAUUGGAUAGAUCAAAAAUAUUGAGGAAGUUCCACCUAGCUUAUCAGAACGCAAGGGGGAAGCCAUGACCAUAUCGAUCUGGAUCCGAUUUCAACCUUUCAGAUCUACUGUAGUGCCUAGGUGGUAGGGGGUAUGGGUCGAUUUGGAACUCAGCGAACAUGAAGCAUAUCUAGGCUCUCUCUAGAGCCCUGUUUAUACCUGGUUCUAACAUGCCUCCCUCUUCCUGAUAUUGUCCUGAUCUUGUCUGUUUACACUUAGA